Messenger RNA from Dissoconium aciculare CBS 342.82, 1173 nucleotides. RefSeq lists its product as uncharacterized. Gene Ontology annotation, biological process: glycine biosynthetic process; L-threonine catabolic process. Bases 1 to 1173 code for a protein of 390 amino acids. Gene Ontology annotation, molecular function: L-allo-threonine aldolase activity. The transcript is spliced from 2 exons. Lineage: Eukaryota; Fungi; Ascomycota; Dothideomycetes; Mycosphaerellales; Dissoconiaceae. The record is from RefSeq and is a predicted model, not a curated record. Gene Ontology annotation, cellular component: cytosol.
AUGUCGAUUAGUUCGUUACAGGAAGGAGCCGAACGUCAUGCCCAUGAAAUUGGAGCCGCGACCAAGACCGCGGUGAACGACUGGUCUCAUCCUGGGCCCGCAGCGUUCGACUUUCGCAGCGACACAAUCACAACACCCACGGCACGUAUGCUCGAAGCCAUCUCCUUGACCAGCCUGCUAGAUGACGUCUAUCAAGAAGACCCGACAACCAACGACCUCGAAUCCUUCAUCGCCGACCUGACAAGAAAAGAAGCCGCCCUCCUCGUCCUCAGCGGCACGAUGGGCAACCAAGUAGCCAUCCGCACCCAUCUCCAAGGACCCCCGCACGGCAUCGUAACCGACCAGAACACGCACAUUAUGCAAUGGGAAGCAGGCGGUGUAGCCGUCCUCUGCGGCGCCCUAAUGCAGACCGUCCUGCCCACCAACGGCCGCUACGUCACGCUCGAAGACAUCCAGAAGGUCGCGGUCAUCGGCGACGACAUCCACUACUGCCCGACUAAACUCAUCAGUCUCGAAAACACCAUCAAUGGUGCCGUCGUGCCCCUCGCUGAAUGCCAGCGGAUCUACUCAUGGGCGCGCGAACACGGCAUCCCCGUGCAUCUCGACGGCGCGAGGCUCUGGGAGGCCGUGGCCGCGGGCGCAGGGAGUCUCAAGGAUUACUGCGCAUGCACAGAUAGCGUGUCGCUGUGUUUCAGCAAAGGUCUCGGAGCACCGAUCGGGAGUAUCCUUGUGGGCUCGAAGGAGUUCGUCAAGCGGGCGCGGUGGAUAAGGAAAUCGCUGGGAGGCGGAUUACGACAGGCGGGAGUGGUUACGUCGGCGGCGAAAGUUGCGGUGGAGGACCAGUUUCUGAGCGGGAAGUUAGUCGCCGUGCAUGAGCGGGCACGACAAGCGGAGGCGUUGUGGAAGAAGUAUGGAGGGCAGACGGCGAAGCCCGUCGAGACGAAUAUGAUCUGGCUGGAUCUGGCGCAUGCGGAAAUUUCGGCUGAGAAGUUCAUUGAGGAGGGCCAAAAGGCGGGAUUGAGGUUGAGUGGUGGGAGAUUGGUUAUGCAUCAUCAGAUCGGCGACGAGGCGAUGCUGCGCCUGGAGACGUUGAUCAAAGCGGUGCUGAAGAAUGAAACGAUGCAGGGUACAGUCGACCACCCGCCGGAGAAGCUAGCAAUUACCACAGAGUGA